UUAAUUUUUAUUGAGUUUCUUAGACCUGUUUUUAGUUCCCCAAUGAGGGAUCUUGACCAUAUAUCUAACUGAUUUUUUUACUAUAUUCCUACCAACUUCUGAUUUGUUUCAACUUUGUUAAUUUACUCAUUUUAGAUUUUUCAAGUCCUCUAUGAAGCAUAUUGAAAGCGGCGAUAUGGACAAUGGUGUGCAACGCAAUGCAGAAGAUAUUUCCAAUGAGCAGGUCUGGUCUAGAAGUUUAUUUGCUGGUAGAGACAGAAAGCAACCAAUCACAAACAUGCCAAGGAAGAAUCAAACUUGUAAGAAGAUCCCUGUAACAGAAACUACUUCCAUCAAAAUUUCCAAGCAUGUGAAUGGGAAGAAGAUGAUCAAUGACUUUGUAAAAGAGCAAAAGAUUAGUCAUGGAAGUUAUGGAAAAGUGGUAUUGUAUCGAAACAAAAAUGAUGGAACCCCAUAUGCUAUUAAGAAAAUCUGCAAGUCUAGAUUGUGCAAGGUGCGUGUGACACUGUCUGAAACAGCUAUGACCAAUGUUUUUAGAGAGGUUUCAAUAAUGAAGAUGUUGGAUCAUCCAAACAUAGUGAACCUUGUUGAAGUAAUAGAUGACCCCAAAUCUGAUUAUCUCUAUAUGGUGCUUGAGUAUGUCGAAGGUAAUGGCAUAAGAAACCUUUCUGAAAUACAAGGACACCUUGAUGAGACAACUGCAAGAGGGUACUUCAAAGAUAUAAUCGCAGGCCUCACUUAUUUGCAUAGUCAUAAUAUCAUUCAUGGUGAUAUCAAGCCCGAAAAUCUUCUGCUCACUAGAAGUGGGAGGGUGAAAAUUGGUGAUUUCAGUGUGAGCCAGGCUUUUGAGGAUGACAAUGAUGAGCUCUGGAGAUGCCCUGGAACUCCAGCUUUUACUCCACCUGAGUGCUGCUUUGGUACAGUUUAUCAUGGAAAAGCAGCAGAUAUAUGGGCUACAGGUGUUACCCUGCACCACAUGGUGGUAGGCUGCUACCCCUUCCUUGCUGAUAGUUUACCUGAGACUUACAACAAUAUUGUAAACAGCCCUUUAUUACUCCCAAAGGAACUAGAUCCAAUGCUCAAAGAUCUGCUCCAAGACCUUUUCUGCAAAGACCCUAAGCUGCGAAUAACCUUAGACAUUGUUGCUGAGCAUCCUUGGGUGGUCAAAGAGGGUGCUAUGGUCCUUCCAAGGUGCCCCUGCUGCUGCAGGCUUGGUGUUUGAUACCUUUUCCAUGUUUAAUUAAUUAAGAAUACAUUUUGUUCUUCAACUAUAGUGAAAUAUAUAAAUUGAAAUAGUGUUAAACUCAAAUUCUAACACCGUUAAUUCUCGUCGGCUUGUCUUGUGACACCCGACGGCGGACUAAUAUGUUCUUGUAGGUUGUACCAUUUUUCUUUUUCAAUACCAGAUACGUAAUUAACUUUA
Molecule: messenger RNA, 1423 nt
Organism: Theobroma cacao (cacao)
Lineage: Eukaryota; Viridiplantae; Streptophyta; Magnoliopsida; Malvales; Malvaceae
Source: RefSeq, a predicted model, not a curated record